Vigna radiata var. radiata (mung bean) is the source of this 1775-nucleotide messenger RNA. Its product is annotated as queuine tRNA-ribosyltransferase catalytic subunit 1. Gene Ontology annotation, cellular component: cytosol. The record is from RefSeq and is a predicted model, not a curated record. NCBI's taxonomy places the organism in Eukaryota, Viridiplantae, Streptophyta, Magnoliopsida, Fabales, Fabaceae. Gene Ontology annotation, molecular function: tRNA-guanosine(34) queuine transglycosylase activity. The coding region runs from base 110 to 1486 and encodes 458 amino acids. The transcript is spliced from 16 exons.
CACUGUUGGGACACCCUUGGGUGCAAACUACAUUUUAUCAAAAAGUGGUAAAGGCGAGACCCAACGCGUUGUGGAACAGGAAAAUUGUUGGUCAAAGCGGGGUCGUUCCAUGAUUCGAGGGAUGAGUCUUCAGGCUCCCAUCACUUGGUGUUUGUGUUUCAAACCAAAACCAAAAACAAACACUACAAAUAUGCUGCCACGGCUACACUCUCGCACUCGCAGCCGCCAAGGAUAUAUUACAACCGUUACAAACGCGAUGGCGCUUGUUUUUGAGGUUCUUGGCAGAUUCAACCGUGCUCGCGCUGCUCGGUUGACACUCCCUCAUCAUGUGUGCCAAACUCCUUUGUUUAUGCCUGUGGGCACACAAGGAACAAUAAAGGGAUUGACAAAUAGUCAGCUUGAGGAUAUAGGUUGCCAAAUAAUACUUGGAAAUACUUAUCACUUGGCCCUUCGACCUACUUCUGAGCUUCUUGAUGAAGUUGGCGGCCUUCAUAAUUUUAUGAAUUGGCAAAGGGGUCUGCUUACAGAUUCUGGUGGCUUUCAAAUGGUUUCACUGUUGCAUCUUGCUGACAUCACAGAAAAAGGUGUGACAUUUCAGUCACCGGUUGAUGGAAAGCCAAUGCUUCUAACACCAGAGGAAUCAAUUCAAAUCCAAAACAGAAUUGGAGCAGAUAUCAUUAUGGCUCUUGAUGAUGUUGUAAAGACCACCAUUACUGGUCCACGAGUUGAGGAAGCUAUGUAUCGAACACUUAGAUGGAUAGACAGAUGUAUAGCAGCUCACAAGAGACCUCAUGAUCAAAACUUAUUUGGUAUUGUUCAAGGUGGUUUAGAUCCUAUAUUGAGGGAUAUCUGUGCUAAAGGUUUGGUGGACCGCAAUUUGCCUGGCUAUGCUAUUGGUGGUCUUUCAGGCGGUGAAGAUAAAAAUUCAUUUUGGCGAGUUGUUGCUCAGUGCACUGCCGCUUUGCCAGAGGAUAAACCACGAUAUGUUAUGGGAGUUGGUUAUCCUCUUGAUAUUGUUGUUUGUAGUGCUUUGGGUGCUGAUAUGUAUGACUGCGUGUAUCCCACCCGUACAGCACGCUUUGGCACUGCUCUCAUUCCCGAGGGAGUAUUGAAAUUAAAACACAAAGCAAUGGCUGAAGACACCCGUCCAAUUGAUCCCGCUUGCCCUUGUAUGGUUUGCAAGAACUAUACCAGGGCUUACAUCCAUUGCCUUGUGACAAAAGAUGCAAUGGGAUCUCAGCUUUUGUCGUAUCAUAAUUUAUACUACAUGCUGCAGCUCAGUAGGAAUCUACACUUUUCAAUAGUUGAAGGAAGGUUCCCAGAGUUUGUAUGUGACUUUCUACACAAAAUGUUUCCGAAAGGUGAUGUUCCUGAAUGGGUCUGCGAUGCUAUGGAGGUGGCUGGAAUAGACAUUUCUUCCUGCUGUGCUCCAUUUUCAUCAUGCGAAGAAUCUGUUUCUACCGAAGAAGUUAUUUUAGCGGGGUAAAAAUGAUACACAGAUGAAUAGAAUCAAAAGUUACAAUGAAAAGAUACACUGUAGUUUACUAUGAUUUCUUGCGGCAUAAAUUUUGUAUUCUGCUUAUGCCGCCACAGUAAAAAAUAUGAAAGGUUAGGAUUAUAAUUUAUACUAUAUCCCUUUAGGUUCUUCUUUAUCACGCAUAUGAAGAUUCGUCUUUUAUGCUAUAGAAUGUAACACGAUGUAUCGUUUUUGUUUCCGAAGUACAGUUAGUGAGACAUCUGACACCGAGGCAAUUAGUAUUCGUUAAAUUAAGAUA